Papaver somniferum (opium poppy) is the source of this 551-nucleotide messenger RNA. RefSeq lists its product as uncharacterized. The record is from RefSeq and is a predicted model, not a curated record. The transcript has a single exon. NCBI's taxonomy places the organism in Eukaryota, Viridiplantae, Streptophyta, Magnoliopsida, Ranunculales, Papaveraceae. Bases 167 to 346 code for a protein of 59 amino acids.
UCCUUUCUUUUAACCCCGUGGGUAUCGGUCGCCGCAAUAAAUUUUUUUCAUCGUCCCUCUGUCUACUGCAGAGAACUGUCUGGAAUCAACAACUCAGAAAAAAUUUUGUUUGGUUUGUUUCAUUGAAAACCCUAGUUUAAUCAGAUAAGAAUUUGCAGAAACAAAAAUGGGGAUAAUUAGGAGUGGAUUUCAGUUCAUACUUGCUACGGGAUUUGGGAUUUAUAUUGCUCAGAAUUACAAUGUUCCAAACAUUAGAAAGCUUGUAAAUACUGGGAUGGUAAUGGCUAAACAUAUCGAAGAGAAUUAUCGGAAGCCGAAGAAGAGGGAAGAGGAAGAUGUAUGGUAGUUCAAGAGAGAAAGUAAGCGAGAUGGUUAUAGAGGUUCAACAACUCAGGUUCUUCUUAGUUUGAUUCUUAUUUUUUUUUUCCCUUGGUUAUGGUGAAUAAUAGUAGAUUCAACUGAAAUAUUAUUGUUCAACAGUAUAUAGUUGAAGCUUGAUUGAAUUACUACUGUCUCGACUCUGAUUUUAAUGGGAAAUAUGCUUUGUUCUU